This is a messenger RNA of Sciurus carolinensis (gray squirrel), 324 nucleotides long. It is a transcript of the gene Lelp1, whose product is annotated as late cornified envelope like proline rich 1. NCBI's taxonomy places the organism in Eukaryota, Metazoa, Chordata, Mammalia, Rodentia, Sciuridae. The record is from RefSeq and is a predicted model, not a curated record. The transcript has a single exon. The coding region runs from base 1 to 324 and encodes 107 amino acids. Gene Ontology annotation, cellular component: extracellular region.
AUGUCGAAUGAUGAUAAACAUAAAUCUAGUGACCCCAGGAAUGAGCCCAAAUACUGCGAUCCUAGGUGUGAACCAAAGUGUGAGUCCAAAUGCCAGCCCAGCUGUUUAAAGAAGCUGCUGCAGCGCUGCUCUGACAAGUGCCCACGAGAAAAGUGUCCACCGCCAAAGUGCUCGUGUCCCCCACCAUGCCCCCCAUGUCCUCCGCCAUGCCCCCCACCGUGCCCUGUGCCAUGUCCUCCCAAGCCCUGUGCCAAGCCCUGCUCUCCCAAGUGCCCACCUCCUUGCCCACCUCCUUGCCCACCUCCUUGCCCACCCCCAGAGUGA